GAAUCACACAACGGCUGCACUGCCGUUCGUGAGCCUGCGAGCAUUCGCAAGGCUAUUCGCAAGGGAACCAUCCCUCUUUUCCUUGUCCCAUAGACACAAUGGCAUUAUCACUCUUCACCACGCUCUUAUCCAUCAGCUCUGCCCUCGCCGUUCCCACCAUCACCGUGACCGACCAGGUCGUGCUCGGUGGCUCAGUUCUCGACGUACCCAAGCCAGAAAUAGGAUGGGCCGACCCAAGACUCAAUGGCGGGCAGUUUCUUGACUUUACGACUCCAAGAUUCGGAGAACCAUUAAACGUUAUCAUUUCCAACUUGUCCGACCCUUACAUCCUCACUGAUAGCGGCUUCCGCGCUUACUACAAAUCCAUUGGGUUCUCUGAGGAAUGUCUAGGUCUCCACUACGGUCAUGUCCACAAAGCAGACCUCGGAGAUGGAGAUGGUCGCAAAUCUGAGCACAUACUUGCACGCCAGUAUUACUUUCCUAUCUGGGGCACAUGUUGGGAAAGCUUUGCAGGAGGUAAUCACUUUCGAGCGUGGAAGCAGAAUGGCACGGAUGCUGAUACAGGAGCCUGGUUCUUAGCAGUAUCCAAAGAAGAACAUUCAGCGAAGAAUCAUAUGAUAAUACCAGAUGGCUACAAUAUUGGGCGCGACUUGCUCGUUGACAAUGCUGUUUCUGGAGGUUUUUGGAAUAGCAUGUGGUGGAAGGCAGAGGUGGAGUGGAGGGAAGGCCUCCUUGAGCCCGGAUGGAAAGGUGUUAACCAUGCUAUCGCCCAAGACGGUCGCAUCGCGAUUUUGACAGUCAAACGACUAUAAUUUGUUCACUAGAAAGGACUUCUUUGUUGUGCAUUAGACUAAUGAAAUCUGUAGAGCAGUCAUUACUUUUGUGACGACUAUACCACACGCCAAUCUUGGACAUCGGACAUGUUGAUAUUCUAUGCUGUGCUUCUUACUUCACUUGUAUUCGAUCCAGACGGACCUGUAGUAUUGACAUAUAUAUUGUUUUAUCUAUGCGGAAAAUUCUGAUUAUUCGUCACAACAAUGGUUAUACAUUCAGAUGA
Serpula lacrymans var. lacrymans S7.9 is the source of this 1057-nucleotide messenger RNA. RefSeq lists its product as uncharacterized. Bases 99 to 812 code for a protein of 237 amino acids. The record is from RefSeq and is a predicted model, not a curated record. Lineage: Eukaryota; Fungi; Basidiomycota; Agaricomycetes; Boletales; Serpulaceae. The transcript has 7 exons.